This is a messenger RNA of Pyrus x bretschneideri (Chinese white pear), 5038 nucleotides long. RefSeq names its product disease resistance protein RUN1-like. The coding region runs from base 774 to 4343 and encodes 1189 amino acids. Gene Ontology annotation, biological process: signal transduction; defense response. Lineage: Eukaryota; Viridiplantae; Streptophyta; Magnoliopsida; Rosales; Rosaceae. Gene Ontology annotation, molecular function: ADP binding. The record is from RefSeq and is a predicted model, not a curated record. The transcript is spliced from 6 exons.
AUUGUGAGAAUAAUCUCACCCCCUCCUCCUUAGCGUACACAAUAUCAAUUGUUCAAAAAAAAAAAAUUACCGUGCGGGAGGUUAAAUUUUUUGGGCUCAUAUGGGCUGAUCGGGCUUUAUUCUCCAAACAUACCCAGCCCAAAGCAGUGACGGUAUCAAAUUAUCAACAGCGUACCCUCACUUGCACAACGACUUGUCGUUCCUGUUAGUCAUGUUGGCUGAUCGAGCGGGGGUGAAAACGAACGACAGUGGAAGAGGGAGGAGGGGGAGAAGCGAGAGAUGGCCUUCCGGAAAGUGCUUGCUGGUGACUGGACCUCCGGUAAGCUGUUCAACUUCCAGUCACUCUUAACUUUUGACUUCACAUUUCUACUUAUUCAAUGCUUUUCUCAAAAGUACUUUUGGUUGAUGCUGCUGCAGCUGAUUUAGAUUUUGAUGCAUGACUUGCUAGAAAAAAUGGAUCUUGACAAUUUCAAUCUGACCUUUCAAAUACAGUCACAUCUCAUACAUUGAAGUAUCAUAGAAAAAACCCUAAUUUAGAUUGCAAACAACUAGGCUCUGGGAAACUUCAUUCUUCAUUUUUAUAUUAUACAUUUUGUUUACGGAGGCGCAUGCGAGGUUUUUUUUUAUUAGUUUUACCAAUGUGAACGGAAGACUAACUCUAAUAUAAGGCAGAGAAGCAACGAUGCUUUCAUUGUGUUAUAUAUAUAUAUAUAUAUAUAUAUAUAUAUAUAUAUAUAUAUUCAAUAAUUGAAAAUGAAGUUGCCAAGAAAAGCAUGAGGACUGAUAUAACAAGAGAGAGCCCAAUGUCCAUACCAUACUGCACCUUGCAAUUCUUUGAGAGGCUCUUUUUCUUUAGUUUACCUGGCUUUAAUUCUCCUAUGGCCGAUCAACUUGCCUCUUCUUCUUCCUUGCCUCCUUCAUGGAGAUAUGAUGUGUUUUUGAGUUUUAGAGGAGAGGAUACAAGCACCAAUUUUACAGAUCAUUUAUACAAAGCUUUGGUCGAUAACGGAAUCAACACCUUCAUUGAUCGCCAACUUACACGAGGAGAAGAAAUAUCACUAGCGCUCCUCCAAGCAAUUGAAGAGUCAAGAAUUUCUCUUGUCAUGUUCUCUAAAAACUAUGCAUCUUCAAGGUGGUGCUUGGACGAGCUCGUCAAGAUCCUUCAAUGUAGAGAAUCAAAGAAACAAAUAGUUUUGCCAGUUUUUUACAAGGUGGAUCCGUCCCAUGUACGAAAUCAAACGAGUAGUUUCGGUGUCGGGUUUGCAAAACUUCAGGGCAAAUUCAAGGACAACAAGAAGAAGGUGCUCAUGUGGAGGAGAGCUCUUAGAGAAGUAGCAAAUGUGUCAGGACAUCCGGUCAAGGAGGAAGACUAUGAAGCUACAAUAAUCAAUAACAUUGUCAAAGAGAUAUUAGUCCGAGUACUUGAUCGCACGUAUUUGAAUGUGGCCAAACACCCUGUUGGAUUACAAUCUUGCGUACAAGAGGUGAAAGAGCUUUUAGGGGUCGAUGGAAAUGGUGGUUGUGUGGUUGGGAUUUGGGGGACAUCUGGAAUAGGCAAGACAACAAUUGCAAAAGCUGUUUAUAAUGCAAUUGCUCAUAAGUUUGAAGGUAGUUGUUUCCUGUCAGAUGUUCGAGAAACAUCAAUGCAACACGGAGGCCUAAUCCAACUACAAAACACUCUGCUAAGUGAGAUUAAUCGUGGUUCAAAGUCGAAGGUUGUCAAUACUCAUGGAGGAAAGAGCCUUAUAGAGAAUUUGUUGAGGCAAAAGAAGAUUCUCUUAAUUCUUGAUGAUGUGGAUGAAUUGGAGCAGUUAAACAGCUUGGCUGAAGUCGAAUGGAUUGGUGAGGGUAGUAUAAUGAUCAUAACCACAAAAGAUAGAGGAUUGCUGGAAUCUUAUGGAGUUAAGUUCAUCUACAAUGUCCGAAAGUUAAAUGAUGACGAAGCUCUGGAGCUUUUAAGUUUGAAUGCCUUUGGAAGAAAUGAACCUCCAGACAAUUAUUUCAAACUCGCACAACGUGUAGUAGCCUAUGCUCAAGGCCUUCCUUCAGCUCUUAAUCGUAUAGGUUCUCAUCUGCGUAAGAAAAGUAUAGAUCGUUGGCAAGUUAUAUUGGAUAUUUGCGAUUCUUGCAAAGGAGAGCCUUACUAUGAUAUUCAAACAGUACUUCAAAAAAGUUGUGAUGACUGGGAUGAUGUUGUGCAACAAGUUAGUUGUGAUAUGUCAUACAGUGACAUCAGACAAUUGAAGGAAUUUAAGAAUUUGGCAAAGUUUACAUCUAUGAAUUUCAGAGGUUGCAAAUUCUUAGAAAAAAUCCCCGACUUAUCUGGAAGCCCAAAUCUAAAGCACUUGGUUCUAAGUGAGUGUAAAAGUUUGGUUGAGGUUGAUGAUUCUGUUGGAUUUCUUGAUAAACUUGUUUACUUGAAUCUUAACGGGUGCUCUAAGCUUAAGAGGUUUGCAACAAGACUUGGAUUGAGAUCCCUUGAAUGGCUUUAUCUAAAAGGUUGCACAAGGCUCGAGAGUUUCCCAGAAAUAGAAGAGGGCAAGAUGGAAUCUCUAACGGAUUUGGAUAUACGACAAAGUGGCAUAAGAGAAUUGCCUUCAUCAAUUGCAUAUCUUAGUGGGCUUCAAAGAUUGAAGGCAAAUGAAUGUGAGAACUUUACAGGUACAUCAUUACAUCAUCUAUAUGGGUUGCAAGAUCUGAUUCAAGUUCAUUUCGGUAAGUGCCCAAAACUCGUGACAUUUGGGAAUCAUAUGGUGAAGUUUGAUGAAGUUUCAUCUUGCAACUCUAUCACAUUAGCCCUUCCCAACCUAUUUGAUCUUGAUUUGGGAGGAUGCAAUUUAUCAGAAAGUGAUUUCCUUGUGCCUCUUGGUUGUUGGUUUGCAUUAGCAAGCCUUGAUCUGUCAAGAAACAAUUUUGUUAGUCUUCCGGAUUGCAUUAGCAAAUUUGUCAACUUAAUGAAACUUAGAUUGAGUGGUUGCAAGAGGCUUCGGGAAAUUCCAAAAGUCCUUCCACCAAGCCUAUGUGACUUAUAUCUGAAUGAUUGCACAUCAUUGGAGAAAAUUCCAAGAUUGCCCCCGAUGCUUGAGCUUCUGGAGUUGACUAAUUGCUUUAGACUAAGUGGCGAUGAGGUGGCAAAGUUGGAGAACAAUUUGUUGAAUGAGUUUCAGGAACCUCUUCAGCGCGAUGAAUUGCAAGUUAUUCUUCCAAGUAAUGAAGUUCAAAAGUGGUUCAGACCGUCCAAUUACCAUGCAGGACAUCUCAUUAGUUUUGAUAUGUCAUAUAGUGGCAUUAGACAAUUGAAGGGAUUUAAGAAUUUGGCAAAGUAUACAUCUAUGAAUUUCAAAGGUUGCAAAUUCUUAGAAAAAAUCCCUGAUUUAUCCGGAAGCCCAAAUCUAAAGCACUUGGUUCUAAGUGAGUGUAAAAGUUUGGUUGAGGUUCAUGAUUCUGUUGGAUUCCUUGAUAAACUUGUUUACUUGAAUCUUAAUGGGUGCUCUAAGCUUAAGAGGUUUGUAACAAGACUUGGAUUGAGAUCCCUUGAAUGGCUUUAUCUAAAAGGUUGCACGAGGCUCGAGAGUUUCCCAGAAAUAGAAGAGGGCAAGAUGGAAUCUCUAACGGAUUUGGAUAUACGACAAAGUGGCAUAAGAGAAUUGCCUUCAUCAAUUGCAUAUCUUAGUGGGCUUCAAAGAUUGAAAGCAAAUGAAUGUGAGAACCUUACAGGUACAUCAUUACAUCAUCUAUAUGGGUUGCAAGAUCUGAUUCAAGUUCAUUUCGGUAGGUGCCCAAAACUCGUGACAUUUGGGAAGAGUAAGGUGAAGUUAGAUGAAGUUUCAUCUUGCAGUACCCAAUCUCAGCUGCUUUCAACUGACUUAGAUAUUUCAGAUUGCAACUCUAUAACAUUAGCCCUUCCCAACCUAUUUGAUCUUGAUUUGGGAGGAUGCAAUUUAUCAGAAAGUGAUUUCCUUGUGCCUCUUGGUUGCUGGUUUGCAUUAGCAAGCCUUGAUCUGUCGAGAAACAAUUUUGUUGGUCUUCCGGAUUGCAUUAGCAAAUUUGUCAACUUAAUGAAACUUAGAUUCAGUGGUUGCCGGAGGCUUCAAAAAAUUCCACAAGUCCUUCCACCAAGCUUGUGUGACUUAUAUUUGGAUGAUUGCACAUCUUUGGAGAAAAUUCCAAAAUUGCCCCUGAUGCUUGAGCGUCUGGAGUUGACUAAUUGCAUUAAACUAGGUGACGAUGAAGUGGCAAAGUUGAAAAACAAUUGGUUGAAUGAGGAAUCUCUUCAGCGCGCUGAAUUGAAAGUUAUUCUGCCAGACAAUGAAGUUCAAAAGUGGCCCAGCUAUACCCUUUGACCAUCUUACAACCAUUGAACAUCUAUCAGAAAAUGAAUUUGGUUUUGAAAGUCCUCUACAUUCCCAAGGGGAUACGUUAUUAGGAUUAGCUCUAUCUGUUGUUCUUGGAGCACGAACUAAUUAUUUUGAUCAUCCUUAUAUUCUCAUCAAGGGAGUACAAAAGCUUGUACCUUAUUUAUGGGAUGAGAUGAAAAUUGAGGCAACUCGUGUGGCUCAAGUUAGUGGAUUUAGACGAUCACGAGCAGCAGGGGGAUAUUUGUCAAGUUAUAGUUCCUUUCCCCAACUCUGCAUGCAUUAAAAGUUGCUGGGUGCACCGCCUAUUGCGGAACCAAGACGAACGACUUCCCUUGUCUUUGGGAUCAACGAGUAGUCUUGGGGAGAAGCCUCAGCCAGUUGGUUCCUCAGAUAUCGUCGAUGAUGAUAUGAUCUGCAACAUUGGAGCCAUCGGAUGAUCAUCUAAAACACAGGCAUAUCAAUCUCAAUGUUCCUAUUGAUAUUGAGGUGGAGCAAGAGCAACCGUCCACUUCAAUCGAUCAACAAUGAUCUCCGAUCUGUUAGGAAUUUGGGUACAUUCAUUUGGAAUUUCCUCAUCUUUUAAAGUUAAGCAUUAACUUCUCCUUAUUCUACUUUCUAGCGUUUGUCCUUCUAUAACUUGUCCUUGUUCUGCUAUCAAAUAUAUACAUUUGGUAUAUUUA